GCCGACCGCUCGCUCAUUGAUCCUGGGGGCAUAAUGGAGGACAUGUUAGUACGAGUGGGCAAGUUUUGCUAUCCGACGGAUUUUGUGAUCCUUGAUAUAAGCGAGGACUCGGAUAUGCCACUCAUACUAGGACAUCCCUUUCUUGCCACCGCCAAGGCGUUAAUUGAUGUUAAUGGGGGGACCUUGAUUCUGAGGGAUGGUGAGGAGAGGAUCACUCUUGAAAUUGAAUCUAAGGCUAGAAAUGAGGAUGUGAAGGAUUUGGUAUCGGAUGACUUGAAUGAGAGUGGAGGAGAGCCUCUCAAGGCGAACCCCACUAUUACUUGUGUUGCUUGUGAUGAUGUUAAGCAGGAAGUUAAGGAGGGUACUAUGCCCAAAGAAAGGAAGAAGAAAGCUUGGAAGGAAAGAUGAAGCAAGCUUUGGCCUGAAGGAAGGAGAAGGGCAAACCUAAGGUCGUCGGCCAAGAAGGCCACCUCGUGGAGCUUAGGUUGGGAGGCUACAUGCCUCGCCACGAGAACGUGGCGGAUCCACUCUCGGUGGCAUCAUUUUCCAAAGCAUGAUAGAUUCGCAACGUCAAGCUAGUGACGUUAACUUAGCGCUUGUUGGGAGGCAACCCAACGUAGGUUUGUUUUCUUUUCCUUAUUUUCAAUUUUGGAGUGUCGAGUGAAGAGUUCUAGUGAUCAAGUGGUAUCCCCGUGCCAAGUUUUUUGGUUUUCCGUUUUGAGGUUGUGUCGUGAUCGAUAGAAGGCACGGUGGAUUAGGUCGAGUCAACUUUUUUUCAGAAGUGUCAUGUUUUAGCUGAGGUUCACGGCCGGUUGUCGACUAGCCACAGUUUAUGGCCGCAUUGAUGUGUUCACGGUCUUAACGACGGUGAACUGGCAAACGCGUCUGUGAACUGCCAACGUCGUCUAUAAAAAGGGGUGUGAACG
This is a messenger RNA of Linum trigynum, 926 nucleotides long. The record is from the annotation of a GenBank genome assembly. Lineage: Eukaryota; Viridiplantae; Streptophyta; Magnoliopsida; Malpighiales; Linaceae.